UCGUAUAUCAAAUAUUUUUGGUCAUUGUUCACAGUUGUGAGAAAGAAAAUGGCAGAAGACAUGGCGAAACAGGAUGAUGGCUGGCUCGCCAUCGAAUUGUACAAUAAUACAAUGACAGGUGAUUGGUGGAAGGUUGUUGAGAUGUAUGAGCACCACACAUUAUCAGCCAUUGAGGCCAGGAUCAACACAUCAGGGGACACGGCAUUGCACGUAGCUGUCUCCAUUGCGCCUAAAGAAAAGGUGCGACAACUUGUACAUGUAAUUAUCGGUGUUUCGGAGUUGGGUUUAUGGACAAAAAACAAUGAAGGGGAUACCCCUUUGCAUGUGGCAGCAUCAACGGGAAGAUUGAAAAUAUGCAUGCUCCUUGCUGCAAAACUUUAUGAAUCUUUGGAGGUUAAAGAUUCGGUGGUUCAAGAAUUUUUUCGUAACAAUGCUGGUGAGAGCCCUCUCUUCUUAGCCGCUUUUCAUGGUCACAAACCAAACUUCCUUUAUCUCAAAAGCCUCUGUCCCGACCCCGAUUCGAACCCCGGCCAAAGCAAUCCCUUCUACAGAAGAAAGGAUGGUGAGACUAUCCUUCACUGUGCCAUCAAGUGGGAGUAUUUUGAUUUGGCAUUUCAAAUACUUGAACUGGACCAUACACUUGCUUAUUCUGUGAACAAGCAUGGAAUCACCCCUCUGCAUCUCCUAGCAAGUAAGCCUUCGGUCUUCAAAAGUUGUUGCCACCUUAAAUUGGACUGGAAGAGCAUCAUUUAUUAUUGUACAUGGGUUAAAGAGCUCAAAAAGGAAACUGCUACUGAAGAAUGGAUUAGUUCAGUUGAGGAAAAAUUUGGCCGAUGUUCCCCGCUCAAAUUUCAAAAGAGAUGCCAAGAAUGCAUCUAUCCCAUUUGGAAAAUGGCUCGUGCCGUGACUAUGAGAUGCAGGGACUUAAAAAUGAAGAUUAAAAGAGGCGGGGAUGAGGAUGUAGAGAGUGCCAAAUCAGAACAAGAAGGACCCCAUGCUCGUAGUGAAGCUCAGGAUUUUCAGAGAUGGUUUUUCAAGUACUCUGGCUCUAACAUUCUCUUUGAUUUAGGCAACAAAAUAUUAUUCAUUUCGGGCUAUAAGUUCAUUCAUGAUCUUCUAAAAGGCAUAAUGACGAUAAAACGGAAGCACGUAUAUUCUGUUAAAAUAAUGGAAAUAUUAAUCAAACAUACAAAAGCGCAAAAGAGGAACCCUGGGCAAACAUCCGUGGUGUGGAAGCACCAACAGGAACUAUCCGCAGUCCAGGAUACGGACGUCAGUGCCACGGCUUCCAAAACUGAGCAACAGCAUAAGAGCAAUGGAACGGAAACUGAUUCAGAAAAGAAAGAGAAUGAAAAAGGAAAGGAGGAAAUGCCUAAAAUGGAAAAGAUAGAGACAGCCAUAUUGCUUGCGGCACAAAAUGGUAUCACAGACACGGUCAACAAAAUACUCAAAGAGAUUCCAAUGGCCAUUAAUGUCAAGAGCGAAGGAACAACAUUAUGUUUUUGGCUGAGAAGAACAGGAAAGGAGGAAAAGACAGAGACACCCAUAUUGCUUGCGGCCAAAAAUGGUAUCAAAGAAAUGGUCGUGAAAAUACUUAAAGACAUUCCAAUGGCCAUUAAUGACGAGAGCAACAAUAUUGUGCUUUUGGCAGCGAAGAACAGACAAACACAUGUUUUAAGGGUACUAUUCAAGCAAGAUCUUGUGAAACGUAAACUAAUUUAUCAAGUGGAUGCGAACAGUAACAACGCAUUACAUCUAGCGGCAGAGCUAGGAGAACAAGAGCCCUGGGUAAUUCCUGGGGCAGCAUUGCAAAUGCAGUGGGAAAUCAAGUGGUAUGAGUUCGUAAAAAACAACAUGCCGGAACACUUUCGUUAUCAACUCAACAAGGACAAAAUGACCCCUGAUGAAAUCUUCAACCGCACCCAUGUGGAUUUAGUCAAACAAGGAAGCGAAUGGCUAAACAAAACCUCUGAAUCCUGCUCAGUUGUGGCUGCACUCAUUGUCACUGUUGCCUUUGCGGCAUCGACCACUAUCCCGGGUAAUAUCGACGAGAAAAUAGGGAAGCCGAACCUUGAAGACCGAUCGGGGCUCUCCAUCUUUGCCUACUCCUCGCUGAUUGCCUUGUUCUUCUCCACCACUGCUUUGUUCUCGUUUCUCUCCAUCCUUACUGAACGAUACAAACUGAAAGAUUUCCACUUCAAGUUGCCAACGAGACUUCUGUUUGGCUUAUCUACGCUUUUCAUAUCCAUUGUGUCGAUGUUGGUUUCUUUUUCUGCUGGACAUUCCUUUAUGCUUGAGAAUAAACUGAAAGACAAAACCUUUAACAUAUAUGCAGGACUGACAUGCCUGCCGAUAAUCUGCUUUUUCUUACAUCAGCUUCCGCUCUACCUUGAUUAUGCAAUGGCUAACUUGCACGAGGUGCCUCCGUCGAGCUACAAGGCGAUUACUCUCUAAGGGUUUCUUCUAUAUUCUACAACUGUUUGUUUGAACUUUUUUACUUUUUUUUCCUAUCCUACGGGAUUGAUGGUUUGCUCUAAGUUUCAAAUAAGGUGUUUGCCAUUUUAAAUUAAUUUGGGAUGUAUUGUAUUUUUCGGUGUUUUGUGUGUAUCGUGCACCUGUUGCUGUGUGUGUCUUCGUUGGAAUUGAAAUUUUAAACUUCCAAAAUGUUUGAGUUAUGAAUGAGUUCGAUAAUUGAAUAAUU
Quercus lobata is the source of this 2701-nucleotide messenger RNA. RefSeq lists its product as uncharacterized. The record is from RefSeq and is a predicted model, not a curated record. NCBI's taxonomy places the organism in Eukaryota, Viridiplantae, Streptophyta, Magnoliopsida, Fagales, Fagaceae. The transcript is spliced from 9 exons. Gene Ontology annotation, molecular function: protein binding. The coding region runs from base 49 to 2454 and encodes 801 amino acids. Gene Ontology annotation, cellular component: membrane.